Molecule: messenger RNA, 5311 nt
Organism: Pocillopora damicornis (cauliflower coral)
Lineage: Eukaryota; Metazoa; Cnidaria; Anthozoa; Scleractinia; Pocilloporidae
Molecular function (GO): CoA-ligase activity
Source: RefSeq, a predicted model, not a curated record
AUCACAUCAGCAAAACUGCAUGACAGAUUACUUCGCUCAGUUGACCCAUGUAGUUGAAAACCAUCAACUGACGGUCGUUUUAUUUCAAGUGUAAUACAGUCUGUGUCAGGUUCAUUUGAAACGUGCUACUCUCAAGCGGAAAUGGUCGUGAAAAGCAAAGUGCCGGACGUUCACAUUCCUGAAGAUCUUUCGUGGCCACAGUUUGUAUUUCAAAACUUUGAAAACUACGGAGACAAGACGGCCAUUGUCGACGGACCAUCAGGCCGUUCGUACACUUUCCAGCAGCUAAUCCAGUUGACCAGAAAAUGCGGGUCGGCCCUUACAAAGAAAGGCUUCAAGAAGGGCGACGUUUUCGCCAUCAUGCUCCCAAACAUGCCAGAGUUUCCGUUAAUUUACUACAGUACUCUUUUAAUAGGAGGGAUCGUAACGACACUAAAUCCAUUGUAUACAGUGGACGAAAUCUCACACCAGCUCCGUGAUGCGGGAGCUACUUCUAUCAUAACAAUUCCACUGUUUGCAGACAAAGCCAAGCAGGGCGCUUCGAAUGUUGGAAUUAAUACAGUGUACGUUGUCGGAGAGGCCGAAAAUUGUGAGUCACUUUCGUCUUUGCUCGAAGACGAAGGCGAAGAUUUUCCGGAAAAUGUCGAGAUCAACGCGAGGGAGGACGUUGCCUGCUUACCAUAUUCGAGCGGGACUACAGGUCCUCCAAAAGGAGUAAUGCUUACUCAUUAUAAUCUGAUUGCAGAGGCUUCGAUAGUAACUCAUGAUAGUUUCAUGUUAAACAACGACGAGCCAGUCGUACUUGGCCUGUUACCAUUUUUCCACAUUUUUGGACAAAUUAUCUCGAUGUCUUGUGCCUUGUUUAAAGGUGGGAAGGUUGUGUGUGUGCCAAAGUUUGAACCAGAGUCCUUCCUCAAGGUCAUUCAAGACUAUAAGGUUUCCCAUGCAGCUGUUGUACCGUCAAUUGUGCUAUUCUUGGCUAAGAGUCCACUUGUCGAGCAAUAUGACUUGUCCAGUUUGAAGGAUUUGACAUCUGGGGCAGCACCUCUUGGAGGCGAAUUAAUGAAUGCGCUGAAGGAGCGUAUUCCAUCAAUGGAAUGGUGCCGGCAAGGUUUCGGCAUGACGGAGUUGAGUCCUACAUCUCACGUGACACCAUUUGAUAAGAUUAAAAAUGGAUCUGCGGGAAUGCUGCUACCAAAUCUUGAGUGCAAGGUUGUUGACAUUGAGAAUGGUGAUGAGCUGGGUCCCAAUAAGGAAGGCGAGAUUUGUGUCAAAGGACCCACUGUUAUGAAAGGGUACCUUAACAAUCCAGAAGCCACCGCGCAGACAAUUGAUGCAGAUGGCUGGUUGCACACGGGGGACAUCGGCUAUUACGAUGGCGAUGAACAUUUCUUUAUUGUCGAUAGACUCAAGGAACUUAUCAAAUUCAAAGGAUUUCAGGUUCCUCCAGCCGAGCUCGAGUCUCUCCUCAUCUCUAAUUCAGCCAUAGAGGAUGCUGCAGUAAUCGGGGUCCCAGAUGAAAGGGCAGGUGAACUUCCAAAAGCCUUCGUCGUAAAGAAGACCAACGAUAGGAUCACUGAAGAACAAAUAAUAAAAUUCAUUGAAGAGCGAGUGGCACCGCAUAAGACAUUAAAAGGCGGUGUGGAAUUCAUCGAUAAAAUACCAAGAAGUUUGAGCGGCAAAAUACUACGAAGAGAGCUUAAGGCGAGAGUUAUGACAAGACUAACUACAGUUACUGAAAAUAAAAACAACGAAGAAGAAAAAAACGUCAUCCGAAGUAAAAAUCCCGAUGUAGAGAUUCCAGACAAUCUGUCUUGGAAUGAAUAUAUUUUUCAAGACUUUGAUGAGUACGCGGACAGGGAAGCCAUCAGAGAUUCCAUAUCUGACCGCUCAUACUCAUAUCGCCAAAUAAAGGAUUUGAGCAGAACAAUUUCAUCUGCUCUAAACAAGCGAGGAUUUAAAAAAGGAGACGUGUUUGCCAUGUUUUUACCAAAUCUGCCCGAGUUUCCCAUAAUUUACUUCGGUGUGCUUAAGGCAGGGGGUGUGGUCACUGCAGCAAAUCCACUCUUCACAACCGAAGAACUUGCCAAACAAUUAAAACUGGCUGAUGCCAAAUGGAUACUUACCGUACCCCAGUUGGUUCAUCGGGCAAAAGAAGCCAUGCAGGAUCUGGGACGAGAGAACGUGUUCGUCAUCGGUGACGUCGACGGAUGUGAGUCGCUUUCAGUCCUCCUCCAAGAUGACGGUUCUAGCGUUCCUGACGUCACAGUAAACCCUAAAGAAGACAUAGCGGUUCUUCCCUUUUCAAGCGGGACCACGGGUCAACCCAAGGGGGUUAUGCUCACUCACUACAAUCUCGUCUCAUGCGGAAGUAUCAUGCGAACAGAAGACUUUCUAAGCUUCAGCGAGACAACCGUUCUUUUAGCAUUUCUUCCGUUUUUUCAUGUCUACGGAAUGGUGGCUAUAAUGUCAAUGGGUCUUCAUUGUGGAAGCACCAUCAUAACUAUGUCACGAUUUGAGCGGGAUAAGUUUUUACACGCACUAGAGAACUAUGAGGUGACCCAUCUUCCCGCGGUACCCCCUGUGGUUUUCUUAUUAGCUAAGCACCCCUCCGUUGAUAACUUUGACUUGUCAUAUCUGACUGAAGUCACAAAUGGAGCCGCUCCCUUGGGCAAACAAGUUUCAAAAGCUCUAAUGGACAGACUUCCGCUCCUCAGCAGCGUGCGACAAGGUUAUGGAAUGACCGAGCUAAGCCCGGUAUGCCACAUGACUCCUGCAGAAAACAACAAACACGGUUCUGUGGGGUGCAUACUGCCAAACUUACGGUGCAAGGUGGUUGACGUGGAGACUGGGGAGGCUCUAGGUCCUGGUCGUGAUGGCGAAAUUUGUGUCCAAGGACCAACAGUCAUGAAAGGAUAUCUCAACAAUCCAGAGGCAACUACACAGACAAUUGAUAAUGAUGGCUGGCUUCACACAGGAGACAUUGGACAUUAUGACGAGGAUGAACAUUUUUUUAUUGUUGACAGAGUUAAGGAGUUAAUAAAAUACAAAGGAUAUCAGGUCCCCCCGGCUGAACUUGAAGCCCUCCUUAUUUCACAUCCUGCCAUAGAGGAUGCAGCAGUCAUUGGAGUUCCGGAUGCAGAGGAAGGCGAGCUGCCAAUGGCCUUUGUGGUGCGUAAAGCUGAUGUCACACUCACUGAAAAGGAUGUCCAUGUAUUUGUUGAUGAAAAUGUAGCAGCUUACAAAAAACUGAGAGGCGGCGUGGAGUUUAUAGAUGAGAUUCCAAAGUCAUUGAGCGGCAAAAUUCUUCGUCGAGAACUGAAAGACAGACUGAAAAAACUGUCCAAAGUCGAGAGCCCUUCGGUUGUUUUCCAGCGAGCAUUGUAUGAUCAUUGGAUAAUGGCGCUUAAAAGCAAGUACGCAGACAUUUUAAUCCCAGAAGAUGUGUCCUGGCCUCAGUUCAUUUACCAGAAUUUUGAUAAGUUUGGCGAAAAGACUGCGCUUGUGGAUGCUCUGUCUGGGCGUUCCUACAGCUACAAACAACUUAAAAACUUGACGCAAAGAUUUAGUUCAGCAUUGGCCAAACGUGGCUUCAAGAAAGGAGACGUCCUGGCCAUGUUCCUCCCAAACGUCAUCGAAUAUCCCAUAAUUUUCUACGGCACUGCUUUUCUGGGUGGCGCAGUCUCGACUGUCAAUCCUUUAUACUCGUCCCAGGAAUUAGCGCGCCAGCUGCGAGUAUCAGAAGCAAAAUACAUUGUUACCAUUCCCCCACUGGCGGAAAAGGCCAAAGACGCUGCCGCUUUGGAAGGAAUUCGUUCUGUAAUUGUUGUCGGUGAGGCGCCAGGAUGCGAGCCGUUGUCGUCCUUUUUCGCUGACGAUGGAACAGCUUUUCCGGAGUUUGUGUCUAUCAAUCCAAAGAAGGAUAUCGUUGUACUGCCAUUUUCGAGUGGAACGACAGGAUUGUCCAAAGGUGUCAUGAUAACACAUCACAAUCUUGUAGCUGGGCUGUCCGUUCUAUUUUCGUGUGAUGUCUUCCCCGCGGAUUCAGCUGUCUUAACUUUACUCCCAUUCUAUCAUAUCUACGCCCUGCUUUGCAUGAUGGGAGGAUGUUUACAACUUGGAUGUAAGGUUGUGGUCAUGAUGCGCUUUGAACCUGACUCAUUCCUGAAAGUUAUGCAAGAUUACAAGAUAACAGACGCCCCACUUGUUCCUCCGCUCAUUCUGUUUUUGGCCAAGCAUCCACUGGUGGAUAAGUUCGACUUGUCAAGCUUGGAGCGUGUGAACUCAGGGGCCGCGCCUCUUGGCAAGGAGCUGGAGACAGCCAUGUUAAAACGGCUUACUCAAGUCAAGAGAAUAAGACAAGGGUACGGUAUGACAGAACUCUGUGGAGCAUCCCAUUGCACUCCAGCUGAAGGUAAAACCAAAUUUGGAUCCGUUGGGCUACUACUGCCAAACCUGCAAUGUAAGGUCAUCAGUCCUGAAACUGGAGAGAUUCUCGGUCCAAACCAGGAUGGAGAAAUCUGUGUGAAGGGUCCCUUGGUUAUGAUGGGAUAUACAAAAAACCCAGAGGCCACUGCAAAGACAAUUGACAGUGAUGGCUGGCUUCACACAGGAGAUAUUGGACAUUAUGAUGAGGAUGAACACUUCUUUAUCGUCGAUAGAAUAAAGGAACUUAUAAAAUACAAGGGAUUUCAGGUUCCGCCGGCCGAACUUGAAGCUUUAUUGAUUUCCCAUCCAAACGUUGACGACGUGGCUGUCAUCGGCGUCCCCGAUCUCGAAGCCGGAGAGCUCCCGAAGGCUUUCGUGGUUCGUCGUGGUUCUGUGACGUCAGAGGAGAUAAUGGAAUUUGUGGCUAAAAGAGUGAUACCACAGAAAAAGCUCAGGGGUGGUGUGGAGUUUAUUGAUCAGAUACCAAAAUCACCUAGUGGAAAGAUACUACGUCGGGUGCUAAGAAAUCGCGAGACAGAACGGCUCAACACAGCAAAGUUAUGAAAGGUUUAACCUUAAAUCUCUUCACACGUGAUAUUUCGUCCAACUGGAAGAAGCUGCUUUGAAUCGUAACUGACGUCACGACGACGUAGUCCUAUAGCAACCUCGUUCCCAGGGUCCUCUCUUUUCCUCCCUGAGGGGAGAAGACCCUGGUAACAAUGUUGGCCAUAUGGAUGUGGAUACUUUUUAGUGUCUCAGAUUGGCUGUUGUUUAGUUAAGUUUUUGAUAUGAUUUUUAUAGAAGUUGCUGGCACCAUAGGAAAAAUUCAGCCAUUCCUAACUGCAAAAAUGCUGGUAUUUGAAAUAAACAAACUGAAAGCCAU